GCGCGGCGCCACGGGCCGGAGCGCCCCCAAGGGAGCGCGGCUCCGGGGAUGGACCAGGACCCGGCGGGAGCGGCAGCCCAGGAGAUGACCCACAAUGCAGCCGCAGCCCCAGCCACCACCAACCACGUGCACCGAGGACAGGAUCCAGCACGCCCUGGAGCGGUGUCUGCAUGGGUUGAGUGUUGAGCCACUCUCUUCUUCUUGGUCAGCAGCUGGGCUCUGUCUGAACCGCUGGAGCCUGCAGGAGCUGGUGGGAAGGGACCCAGACCACUUCCUCAUCCUUCUCGAGCAAAUCUUGCAGAAAACACGAGAGGUGCAGGAGAAAUGCCGCUAUGACCUCUUCAUUCCCCUGGCCUUGCUCUUCUACUCCACGGUGCUAAGUACCCCACACUUCCCUGAGGACUCAGACCUCCUCCUGCAGGCAGCCAGCACCUACCAUGGCUUCCUUACCUGGCCCAUACCCUACUCGAGUGUCUGCCGGGAGCUGCUGACCGUCAUCGAGGCUGAGCGCCGGGCACCAGGAGUAUCCUUCCAGCGGCUGGUGCGUUCCGAGCAGGGCCUGGUCGUCAACAAGCACCGGAGCUCCACCCUCACGGUCUUGCUGCUGAACCCCUUGGAGGUGCAGAAGGAGUUCCUGUGUGUGGCUCAGCAGCUGAGCGGGGCGGCCUGCUCGCCCCACGGCGCCCACGUCACGCUGCUCCAGCACGUCUACCAGGCCGCGUUCGGCGCCGGCUGUGACCUGGCCGCGCUGGGGGCCGCGCUGCAGGCCAAGACUCUGGCCGAGCUGGCCGAUAUCUUCGCCGACACCACCGAGGCUCAGGAGGCGGCGUCCGGCUCCGGGGACCCCGCCGAAGCCCGGCAGUGGCUGAGCCGGAGGCUGCAGGCCAUAGGGGAAAGAGCCGGCUUCCCCCGGAUUUCAGAGAAGGCCCCACCCCGGAAAUUGCGGACCAUCCCCGUGCCUGUGGCCAGAUGUUACACUUACAGCUGGAAUCAGGACAGCUUCGAGGUCCUGAGUGAGCUCCUGCACCAGGAGGGCGAGCUGCUUCAAAUCGGGGACACCAAGGCGGAGGCCGUGGAGUCCGAGGCGGAGGCCGUGGAGACGGAGGCGGAGGCCGUGGAGACGGAGGCAGAGGCGGAGGAGACGGAGAGUUGCUCCCUGGAGCGGGACUCCCGGCUCUCCCCCCACAGCGCUGUGUCCCGGGACCUGCGGGACGCGCAAGCCUGGGAGACCCCCUCGGCCCCCUGGGACCCCCAGGACUUCGCCUCGGGGCUCUCCAGCAGGGCCCUGGCGUCCUUCGUCUCCGGCCUCUCGGACCACACGGACAGCGGCUACGUGGAGGACAGUGAUGAGAGUUCCCCCGAUCGGUUAGGCGGGCAGGGGGCCCCGGGUAGGUUUGGGGACCCCGGAAGCUCCCUGCGGCCCGCCCGGAGGCUCCCCAGAUUCUACAAACUCUUCAAGCGUCCGAGCCCGGGGCUGCCUUUGCGGCGGGCGGGCAGCCUUUGCAGUCCCCUGGACUGUCCCUCAGCCCCCCCGGUUCGGGCCCAGCGCUCCCUCUCGCUGCCACAGCACGUCCUGCGGGCCCAGCUCCCGGCCCGGCAUCGGCCCGCCGUCCCGGGCUACCGGCGCCGCCCCUUCCUCAGCUGCGACGAGGACCCCAAGGGCUCGACGCUAAGGGUCGUGGUGUUCGGCUCCGACCGCAUCUCGGGGAAGGUGGCCCGAGCCUACAGCGAGCUCCGGCGCCAGGAAAGCAGCCGCCCCGCCCUGACCCGGUACUUCAAGCUGCAGUUCUUCCACAUCCCAGUCAAGAGGAGUCCGCUGCCUGGCCUCCCCACCCCGGCCUGCACAGACUCCUGCAGACUCCCCGGCUCCGGGGAGCUGGCCCCGCCCCGGUCCCCUCUGGAGGAGAGCACCAACAACAUCUCCCACCUCUUGGGCGCUCUGGACCCCUGGUAUAGGUGCAACGUGCUGGACCUCCUGCACCUGCCGGUAGACGUCCUGUGCCAGCAGCCACCGCCGCCGGAGGUCUCCGGGCGGGCUCCGGACCGAGCGGCGGGGCGGCUGCCUAUCCUGGCCGACGUGCUGCUCUACUACUGCCGCUUCGCCACGCGGCCCGUGCUGCUGCAGCUCUACCAGACCGAGUUGACUUUCCUCGGAGGCGAGACGACGACGGAGAUUUUUCUCCAGUCGCUGGAGCUGGGGCACUCUGCCGCCACCAGAGCCAUCAAAGCUUCAGGUCCGGGGAGUAAGAGGCUGGGCAUCGACGGGGACAGCGAGGCCGUCCCGCUAACACUACAGGUCGCCUACAGCACGACCGCGGUCAGCGGGCGCAGCCGCUGGACCCACGUGGAGAAGAUUUGCACCUCGGUCAAUCUCAACAAGGCCUGCCGGAACCAGGAGGAGCUGGGCUGCACCACCACCGACUCCCUGACGCUCACCCUGACCGAGGUAGUGAAGCGACAGAAUUCUAAAUGCAAGAAGAAUUGCAACCAGCUCAGUACGAUGCAGGUCACAGUAGACAAGGUCCAAGUCAUCGGUUUCAGCAACUGCCCCUUUGCUGUGUGUCUCGAUCAGGAUGAGCGAAAAAUCCUGCAGAGUGUGAUCAGGUGCGAGGUGUCCGCCUGCUACAGACCUGAGAGCAGAAGUCCCCUUCCCUCAGAUGCCCAGGACACGUCCGACUUCUCCUCUCUGCUCUACCUUCCCAUCAUGACAUUUAGCGGCGCCCUGCCCUAACCAAGCCCUUCACACACCUGUGUGUGGGUGUCUCUCUCUGUGUGUGAGUGUGUGUGUGAGCGCGCUUGCUUGUUUGGGCCAGGCCUCUCAGGGACACAGAGAGGGUGUGGGCCCAUUCAAGGGCAGGGUCAGGGUCCAGGAGGUUGUUGGGGUGGGAGCUAAGCAUCCCACUCCCUUCCCCUGGUGGGAGGGCUUGAAGAGGGAGAGGCUUGGGCUGGCGGCAUCCCCAAAGAGGGGCUGCCCAUGGAGGCGGGCAGAGGAGCAGUGGCUGGACUCUGGAAUCUCCUCUGGCCUCCAGGCGAGACCUGCCCCAGUGUCUUCCCCGCCAGGGCUCUUGCUAUGGGGGUGGAAUGUCCAGGUCAGAAAGGUGGCUUGUGCUCUCCUUAGGGAGGGAUGACUCUGGACACCCCCUCGCCGAGAAGGGAUAGAAAUCCGGGCCCGCGGCAGCCCCAAAAUGCAGGUUCAAUUCUUCCCCCUCCCGCAGCGGCGCAACCUCCCCCAGGGCCCAACCCCUUGCCCUCUCUGGUGAAGAGCUGUUCGGGUGUGUUGGGGGUUGUGGUGGGGGGGAGCAGAGCUUGGGAGAUGGCUUUUUGUAAAAAUAAUUAUUUAAAUUAAUUAAAAACAUUUAUUUGUGGAA
Messenger RNA from Tachyglossus aculeatus (Australian echidna), 3368 nucleotides. RefSeq names its product phosphoinositide-3-kinase regulatory subunit 5 (gene PIK3R5). Gene Ontology annotation, biological process: positive regulation of MAP kinase activity; G protein-coupled receptor signaling pathway. The coding region runs from base 95 to 2731 and encodes 878 amino acids. The record is from RefSeq and is a predicted model, not a curated record. The transcript has 19 exons. Gene Ontology annotation, molecular function: 1-phosphatidylinositol-3-kinase regulator activity. Gene Ontology annotation, cellular component: phosphatidylinositol 3-kinase complex, class IB. Lineage: Eukaryota; Metazoa; Chordata; Mammalia; Monotremata; Tachyglossidae.